GGAAAGCAGGAGAAGCUGGUAUAUCUCUUCAACCUGUCACUACCGCCACAGAUGAGGAAGGUUUUCAAAGACCCGAUUGGUUGGAGUACACACUAGGAUAUUCGGAGUUAUCUGAAGAAAAACUAGCUGCACUAAGUAAACGUUAUAAAACAAAAUUGACUUGGGGAGUUACUUUCACAAACUUUCUCUGGGAGGGUAUGACUAUGUUACCGUUCCUGCAGAAAGAGUUUAUAGAAAAUAAAGGUGAUAUUAUCAUGAAGAAAAUUAGUAACUUAGAAGAGUUGAGUGGUUAUGACGUCGUACUCAAUUGUACUGGAUUGGGUUCUCAGGAACUAAUUGAUGAUCCUGAUAUAAAACCAAUUCGAGGACAAAUCAUGAAAGUCAACGCUCCGUGGGUGUUCCACUCAUAUCUAAUGGUUACGGAGAAAUGUGGUUAUGUUCUGUCAAACAAAUCUUUCACCACUCUUGGUGGAACUAGACAAGUUGAUGAUUACAAUACUAACGUUAAUGAAGAUGACAAAGAAUAUAUUUGGAGAAAUUGUUCGGAGCUGUUGCCAUCCAUAAAGUCCGCAGAAGUAAUCGAGCAUCAGGUUGGCUUGCGGCCAGCCAGGAAUAAGGUCCGAUUGGAAGCAGAAAUUAAAAGGACGCCAACGUGUGACCUCAAAAUCGUUCACAAUUAUGGACACGGAGGGGCCGGGAUUACUCUGUCAGUGGGAUGUGCGGCCGAAGCAGCGGAGUUGGUCGAGAAGUUGCUGAAGGGGAAUUCUGAAGUUUCUGAUUAAAUAUAUUUCUAGAGAAUAGUUUUUUGUUUUCUUCCUGUGUUCUCGGGAAGUUACACAAACUCAUUAUUCAGAUGAUGAACCAUAUUUUCUGAAUGUUAUUUGAGAAGAUACACAAAAUUUUUAUG
Leptinotarsa decemlineata (Colorado potato beetle) is the source of this 907-nucleotide messenger RNA. It is a transcript of the gene Daao2, whose product is annotated as D-amino acid oxidase 2. Gene Ontology annotation, cellular component: cytoplasm. Gene Ontology annotation, molecular function: FAD binding; D-amino-acid oxidase activity. The record is from RefSeq and is a predicted model, not a curated record. Gene Ontology annotation, biological process: D-amino acid catabolic process. NCBI's taxonomy places the organism in Eukaryota, Metazoa, Arthropoda, Insecta, Coleoptera, Chrysomelidae.